Thlaspi arvense is the source of this 951-nucleotide messenger RNA. The record is from the annotation of a GenBank genome assembly. NCBI's taxonomy places the organism in Eukaryota, Viridiplantae, Streptophyta, Magnoliopsida, Brassicales, Brassicaceae.
AUGGCGGCAGGAGGAGGAGGAGGAGGAUCAUCGUCGGGAAGGACUCCGACGUGGAAGGAGAGGGAGAACAAUAAGAAGAGGGAGAGGAGAAGAAGAGCCAUCACGGCUAAGAUUUACUCCGGUCUUAGGGCUCAAGGUAACUAUAAGCUUCCUAAGCACUGCGAUAACAACGAGGUCCUCAAAGCUCUCUGUCUCGAAGCGGGUUGGAUCGUCGAAGACGACGGCACCACUUAUCGCAAGGGUUUUAAGCCGCCGGCGUCAGAAAUCUCAGGAACUCCGACGAACUUCAGCACAAACUCUUCAAUCCAACCAAGUCCACAGUCAUCUGCUUUCCCAAGCCCUGCACCUUCCUACCAUGGAAGUCCCGUCUCUUCCUCCUUCCCGAGUCCAUCCCGAUACGACGGAAACCCUUCCUCGUACCUUCUCCUCCCAUUCCUUCACAACAUCGCUUCUUCGAUGCCAGCGAACCUCCCGCCUCUUAGAAUAUCCAGCAGUGCUCCCGUAACUCCACCUUUAUCCUCUCCUACUUCUCGUGGCUCAAAGCGGAAACUCACUUCGGAACAGUUACCAAACGGCGGGUCUCUGCACGGUUUACGGCAUCCGCUUUUCGCUAUCUCAGCUCCGUCUAGUCCUACCCGCCGUGCUGGUCACCAAACACCGCCUACUAUACCGGAAUGUGACGAGUCUGAGGAGGAUUCGAUCGAGGAUUCGGGAAGGUGGAUCAAUUUUCAGUCUACAGCUCCUACUUCACCAACAUUCAAUCUCGUUAAGCAGACAUCUAUUUCCAUUGACAUGAAGAGAUCAGACUGGGGUAUGUCGGGAAUGAGCGGGAGAGUUUCGGAGUUUGAGUUCGAGAAUGGAACAGUUAAGCCAUGGGAAGGAGAAAUGAUUCAUGAAGUUGCCGUAGAAGAUCUCGAGCUCACCCUCGGCGGCACUAAAACCCGAUGCUGA